Messenger RNA from Corylus avellana, 852 nucleotides. Its product is annotated as AT-hook motif nuclear-localized protein 20-like. The record is from RefSeq and is a predicted model, not a curated record. Gene Ontology annotation, cellular component: nucleus. Gene Ontology annotation, molecular function: minor groove of adenine-thymine-rich DNA binding; DNA-binding transcription factor activity. Lineage: Eukaryota; Viridiplantae; Streptophyta; Magnoliopsida; Fagales; Betulaceae.
AUGGCGAACCGGUGGUGGACCGGGCAGGUGGGGCUACCGGGGAUGGAAACAUCGGCGAGCUCAUCACCAAUGAAGAAACCAGAUCUGGGGAUAUCUAUGAAUGAUAACAGUGGGACCGGGAACAGCGGAGGUGGGAACGAGGAUGAAGAGGAGAGAGAGAACAGCGACGAGCCGAGAGAAGGCGCGAUCGAAGUUGCCACGCGGCGGCCAAGAGGCCGUCCGCCGGGGUCCAAAAACAAGCCGAAACCGCCGAUAUUUGUCACCCGAGACAGCCCUAACGCGCUGCGGAGCCACGUCAUGGAAAUAACCAACGGCGCUGAUGUGGCCGACAGUGUGGCACAGUUCGCCAGACGCCGCCAGAGAGGGGUCUGCGUGCUCAGCGGCAGCGGAACAGUCACCAACGUUUCGCUCCGCCAGCCGUCCGCGCCUGCCGCGGUCAUGGCUCUCCACGGCCGCUUCGAGAUUCUCUCUCUCACAGGCUCCUUUCUGCCCGGACCGGCGCCACCUGGGUCGACCGGACUGACCAUCUAUCUGGCCGGCGGACAAGGACAGGUUGUCGGCGGCAGCGUCGUCGGCCCUCUCCUGGCUUCUGGGUCGGUCAUGGUGAUGGCCGCCACGUUUUCCAAUGCCACGUACGAAAGAUUGCCCUUGGAGGAUGAAGAGGACGGCGGUGGCCCUGCCGUGCAGGGAGCAGUGGCGGGUGGAAGCUCUCCACCAGAGAUUGGCGGCAGCGGAAUGGGCGAGGCUUCCUCGAUGCCUGUCUAUAAUAAUUUGCCUCCCAAUUUGGUUCCCAACGGCGGGCAGUUGAACCACGACUCUUACCCUUGGCCUCAUGGCCGGCCACAGUAUUAG